Biomphalaria glabrata is the source of this 2680-nucleotide messenger RNA. RefSeq names its product actin-related protein 5-like. Gene Ontology annotation, biological process: regulation of DNA-templated transcription. NCBI's taxonomy places the organism in Eukaryota, Metazoa, Mollusca, Gastropoda, Planorbidae. The transcript is spliced from 19 exons. The coding region runs from base 51 to 2165 and encodes 704 amino acids. Gene Ontology annotation, cellular component: Ino80 complex; cytoplasm. The record is from RefSeq and is a predicted model, not a curated record.
AUCAACUCUACUAGAAUCUUAUAGCGACCGAUGAUUCAAAAAUUAAUAACAUGUUUACCUUUAAGGAUGAAAAGCCACAGCCUGACCCUAUAUUUGAAUAUGAUGCAGCAUUGCACGAGAAUGGAGUUCCUCUCGUAAUUGAUAAUGGAACGUAUCAAUGCCGAGCUGGAUGGGCAUCCUCACAAGCACCCAACCUUCUAUUUAAAAAUGUCACUGCUAAACAAAAGGGGAAAAAGAGCCAAAAUGAAACUGAAACUCUCAUUGGCAAUGACAUCACAAGUAUGGAAGUGGCUAAGUGGAUUCUUCGAUCUCAAUUUGACAGAAAUAUAGUGACACUCUUUGAUAUACAGGAGCAGACUUUUGAUUAUCUUUUCUCCCACUUGGGCAUCUCAACAGAAGGGUGUGUAGAUCAUCCCAUUGUGUUGACAGAAGCUGUUUGUAAUCCCAACUAUACAAGACAAUUGAUGAAUGAAUUGUUAUUUGAAUGUUAUCACAUACCUCAAGUAGCCUAUGGAGUCGACUCUCUCUUUAGUUUGUACUACAACCAUCCUUCUCCAGAAACAGCUGAUGCUCUUAUUGUGGACUGUGGUUACCAAGCAACCCAUGUAGUGCCUGUUAUAGGUGGUAGAAUAUACCCAGAACAAUGUCGCAGAAUCAACAUAGGGGGUGGCUACAUAGAUUGGUUUCUCCAAAGAAUCUUACAGCUUAAAUAUCCCGGACAUGUCAAUGCUAUCACCAUUAACAGAGUAGAAGAAAUGAUAAGAGACCAUUGUUACAUGGCAACUGACUUCUUAGCAGAACUAAGUUUAUGGAAUGAUAAUAACUAUUUUGAAGCUAAUGUCAGGAAGAUGCAACUUCCCCUUGGUCAGCAAGCUGCAAGCUCACUACUAACUGCGGAACAACAAAAAGAAAGAAGGAAACAACAAAUAGCCAGACUGCAAGAAGUCAACACUAAAAGAAGACUUGACAAGUUACAAUCCGAUGAAGCAGAACUUCAGAAACUGUUAGAAGUCCAGGAAUUGAUAGUUACUGGGGAUGAUGAUGCCUUCACUUCAGCCCUGGCUGAGGUUGGUUUAAAUAGAGUUGAAGACUUACAGGAAGCCGUGGACAGAUUAUCUGCUGACAUUCAAAGAGCUAAAGCAAAAAUUUUAGGUCAAGAACCUGCACCUAUUGAACAAGAGAAUAAGGAGCCAUCUUUUCCACUGCUAGAUAUUCCUGAUGAAAUGUUGACACCUGAUCAACUGGCUAUUAAAAAACGACAGAAAAUUCUCAAAAGUGCAAGGGAAGGAAGAAAGAAAGCUUUAGCUUUACAGAGAGAGAAAAGACAAAAGGAAUGGGAAGAAGAGAAGAAACUUGAAGAGAGAAGGAGAGUAGAUUUUAAUGGAUGGUUGGCAGAAGUGAGAGCCAAGAGGCAGAAAAUUUUGGAUGCUCGUAAUGCAAGAAGACAAAAGAAGUCAGAUAUGACAAAGAGAAGAACUUAUGCAGCUCAACAGAGAAUGAGAAUAAUAUCUCAGCUAGCAGCACAGCCCUCCAAAAAGGGAGAUAAUUUUGGCCAGAAUGAUGCAGAUUGGGAUGUGUAUAAAGAAAUUAAUCGUGAAGGUGGUACCAGUGACUCUGAGGCAGAAGAAGAAAAAUUGGAAGAACUUGAGACAAUGCUGAAAGAACAUGAUCCUGAGUUUCAAAAAGAUGUUGAUUUGGGAGGUUUAUCUGGAGAGUUUGAUGUUGCUGAGUACUACAGGUUACAUUUGGGAGUGGAGAGAAUAAGAGUUCCAGAACUUCUGUUCCAGCCCUCAAUGCUCGGUCUAGAACAGGCUGGUCUGAGUGAAACUAUGGAGUUUAUUCUUGGUAGAUUGCCAAAUAAUCUUCAGACUAAAGUUGUUCAGCAUGUAUUCUUGACAGGAGGCAAUGCUAACUUUUUUAACUUUAAAGAAAGAAUAGACAGAGAACUGCUUCAGAUCAGACCAUUUCAAAGUACAUACAAUAUUUUUAAAGCAGGCAACCCAAGCUUAGAUGCAUGGAAUGGUGCUAGAAAAUUUGCAUUAUCUCCCUUCCUUGCCAGCAGUUCCAUUACCAGGAAGGACUAUGAAGAAAUGGGGGAUGGCUACCUGAGGGAGCAUGUAGCAUCCAACAGAUAUUUCCCUACACCCAUUGUACCACUCACGUAGCACACUAUCUACACAACUCUAGUGACUGUUUCAACUGCCAAUUUAGUCACCUUUUUUUAAGUGUUAAAAAUGUAUACAUUUGUAUCUUUGUAAUUGUUAUUGAAAAAGAAGCUAUGAAGCAAUAUUUGUGAGAUGAUAUUGUUAUAGUUUUAUUUUCAUUGGUUUCUAAACAUCUGAACUAUUUGCUCUCUAUGACUCAUCCACUGGAGGCUAUUUUGUCCUUCUUUCAUUAGAAGUUAUUGUGAGAUAUGAACAUGCUGCAUUCUAAUUUGUUCUUUCUUUUGUCAUGUUUUCUCUUAGAUAUGGAUGUCAGUACAAUAAAACAAAUCAAACACAUUUGUUCUUUCUUAGGUCAUUGGUUCAAGUACAUAUUAUUGUAUACAUAAAUUGUAUUGGCAGGUUUCUUGCUCACACAUUUUGUUGACAGUCCAUUUAUUGUGCUUGAAGAAUGACUGAAACAUGAAUUGAAAUUGUAAACAAUUAGUUAUAUGAAUAUUAAACAUUUGUUGCAAACA